Molecule: messenger RNA, 933 nt
Organism: Malaya genurostris
Lineage: Eukaryota; Metazoa; Arthropoda; Insecta; Diptera; Culicidae
Gene: Sf3a2
Product: splicing factor 3A subunit 2
Exons: 2
Coding region: 168-905 (245 amino acids)
Biological process (GO): spliceosomal complex assembly
Cellular component (GO): U2-type prespliceosome; nucleus; catalytic step 2 spliceosome
Molecular function (GO): nucleic acid binding; zinc ion binding
Source: RefSeq, a predicted model, not a curated record
UAAUCUGACAUCUUGAAAAAUAUCGUCUUAUUUCUAGGAGCGAAUACCACUUCCGAGCUUAUUCCAAACGAUUUAUUCGAAGAUUAUUGUUGUAAAACAUUCAAAAAUAGGAUUAGUGUUCUACAUAGCUAUAUAAGCACGCCAAGUUCACAUUAGCUUUCGUAGAAAUGGACUUCCAAAAUCGGGCCGGUGGAAAAACCGGUGGAGGCGGUGUCGCCUCCUGGUCGGAAAGCAAUCGUGACAGACGGGAACGUCUGCGGCAGUUGGCACUGGAAACAAUCGAUCUGAACAAAGAUCCAUACUUCAUGAAAAAUCAUCUCGGUUCGUACGAAUGUAAACUGUGUCUAACUCUACACAACAACGAGGGAAGCUAUCUGGCCCAUACCCAGGGCAAAAAACAUCAGGCCAACCUGGCGCGUCGUGCCGCCAAGGAAGCAAAAGAGGCUCCUUCGAGUAUGCAACCGGAAAAGCCACGCGUCGAACCGAAAAAGUUUGUGAAAAUCGGUCGUCCCGGUUAUCGGGUAACGAAACAACGCGAACCGGACAGUCACCAACAAUCACUGUUGUUUCAAAUUGAUUACCCGGAAAUCACUGACGGUAUUAUCCCUCGGCACCGCUUCAUGUCGGCCUACGAGCAAAAGAUUGAACCCCCAGACCGUAAGUGGCAAUAUUUGCUUUUUGCGGCUGAACCCUACGAGACCAUUGCAUUUAAAGUUCCCUCACGCGAGGUUGAGAAAACCGACGGCAAAUUCUGGACUCACUGGAAUAAGGAUACGAAACAAUUUUUCUUGCAGUUUUCAUUCAAACUAGAACCGAAAAUAAUUCCACCGCCUCCACCCAACAUGCGUAUUCCGAUUCCGGGUAGGCCGAUUUUUAGAUUAGAAGCUCAAUCUACAUGGGACUGAGAAUAUGAAACAACAAGAGCAAAAUUUA